CCUGAGCUUCCUGAUUUCUGAAGUCUGAGUGAUUUCCUCUGUGUGCCGAGAGGAAAGAGCCUUCUGCACUCACAGCCGAAGGGAAAGCAGCAGGUUGGGGCUUCUUGUGGCCAACUUCAGAGCCUGUCACCAGGAAAGGUAAGCAUGGGAGGAAGGAAGAUGGUGAGAGAUGAAGAAAAUAUCUAUGGUUUAGAAGAGACCACUUGGUCCCGGCAGGAUCCCACGCUGAGGCUCCUCCUUGUUGGGAGAACAGGGGCCGGAAAGAGCGCCACUGGGAACAGCAUCCUGGGCCAGAGACGGUUCCUCUCCAGGCUGGGGGCCACGUCUGUGACCAGGGCCUGCACCACGGCCAGCCGCAGGUGGAACAAGUACCACGUGGAAGUCGUGGACACUCCGGACAUUUUCAGCUCCGAAGUGUCUAAGACAGACACCGGCUGUGACGAGAGAGGUCGCUGCUACCUGCUCUCGGCCCCCGGGCCCCACGCGCUGCUCCUGGUGACCCAGCUGGGCCGGUUCACCGCCCAGGACCAGCAAGCGGUGAGGCAGGUGAGGGACAUGUUCGGGGAGGACGUCUUGAAAUGGACUGUCAUCGUCUUCACCAGGAAGGAGGACCUGGCUGGGGGCUCCCUGCAAGAUUACGUGUGCAGCACAGAGAACCGGGCCUUGCGCGAGCUGGUGGCCGAGUGCGGGGGCCGUGUCUGUGCCUUUGACAACCGGGCCACCGGCCGGGAGCAGGAAGCCCAGGCGGAGCAGCUGCUGGGGCUGGUGGAGGGCCUGGUGCGGGAGCACAAGGGCGCCCACUACUCCAACGAGUUGUACGAGCUGGCGCAUCUCCUGCGCUGGGCAGGCCCGGAGGAGCGGCUUCGGAGGGUGGCGGAGGGCGUGGCCGCCCGCAUGGGGAGGAGGCCAUGGGGCGCCUGGCUUCGGGCCGGGCUGUGGGCGUGGCCGAAGCCGCCCUGGAGCUGGAGGCUGGGCCUGGCACUGCUGCUGGGGGGCGCACUCCUGUUCUGCGUGCUGCUCCACAGGCGCUGGUCGGCGGCCUUUGGGGAGGUCGGGCCUGACUGACACUGCAGGUCCUAAAACUGAAGGCAACUUGGUCAAGAGAGGCUGAAUUCUUGGAGCUGAAAGGACAACUUUAUUCCAAAGGAAGGAAUCCUGUAGUUUCAGGCACAGUUUUAAUGACACAGAAAACUUUGAAUGCUGCAUCAUCUUUGCAACUUUGCCAAGGCUCAGAAUCCACUUUUUAAGUUUUUGACUCAUUUUAAAUGAUGUGUAUGCAGAGUUUUCAAUUUGUCUAACAUAACUUCCUUUGGUAGUUUUGGUAGUCUAAUGUCAAGUAGCUUCUGGUGGGGACAAAUGCGUGGCACAGGGGAAACAAGUGCCUUUAUUUUUGAACUUUUUAAAAAAUUUAGACUGCCCCACCUUGAUAAAUUUCUAGUUCAUAUACAUGAGUAGAUAUGUUCUUUUGUGAUUCUUGUAGACUGUUAGCAUCAAUAAAAGAAAUGUGGGCAUUAUACAUGUUACUGUUACUUCUGCAACAUCAGUUUAUUAGUACAAUGAUUUACUACCAAAAAGAUUAAUGUAACUGUACUGUUACAAAGCAGAAAAUAAGUUUCCACUUUUCUAGAACAUAUUAUGGUUCGUGGCAUUCCAAAAUGAAGUAGGGGCCGGGUAAGGUGGCUCACGCCUGUAAUCCCAACACUUUGGGAGGCCUAGGCAGGCGGAUCACCUGAGGUCAGGAGUUCGAGACCAGCCUGACCAACAUGGCGAAACCCCAUCUCUACUAAAAAUACAAAAAUUAGCCAGACGUGGUAGCACUCGCCUGUAAUCCCAGCCACUCAGGAGGCUGAGACGGGAGAAUCGCUUGAUGCAGUGAGCCGAGAUCGUGCCACUGCACUCCAGCUUGGAUGACAGAGCAAGAAUCUGUUUCAAAAAAAAAAGAAAGAAAGAAAGAUGGCCGGGCGCCGUGGCUCAAGCCUGUAAUCCCAGCACUUUGGGAGGCCGAGUUGGGUGGAUCACGAGGUCAGGAGAUCGAGACUGUCCUGGCUAACACGGUGAAACCCCGUCUCUACUAAAAAAUACAAAAAAAACUAGCCGGGCGAGGUGGCGGGCACCUGUAACCCCAGCUACUCGGGAGGCUGAGGCAGGAAAAUGGCGUAAACCCGGGAGGCGGAGCUUGCAGUGAGCUGAGAUCCGGCCACUGCACUUCAGCCCAGGCGACAGAGCGAGACUCUGUCUCAAAAAAAAAAAAGAAAGAAAGAAAGAAAGAAAAAAAGUAGGAUACUGGGAAAAUAACGUAUAAUAUCUCCUAUAUGGUUAUUCAUAUUUUUGUCACACACACACACACACACACACACACACACACACACACACACACACACACAGAGUCUGUAUCUCCAGCUCCACUCUGGUUAUGGAGAAGAGGCAGAGCGCCAGGUGCAUAGGCUGAGACUGCAGACACCUGACCAUCCUAUUACUGUGAGGCAAAAGCAUCCGGUAUUUUUCGGGAUGGGCCUGUCCAGGAAGGUUCUUGAAUGCCAGAUGAUUAGAAAAUGUGACGCUGACUGGUUGUGCGAAUCAAACAAUAGGAUUUCCUUAUUUCUACUUCUGAGCAUAAUGAGAACCCUUUAAGGGAACUCAUUGUCUUUAAAUCAGCCAACCUCUAGUGAGAUCAUGGAGACACAGGAAGCAGGUAUUCACAUUAGCCCCAAUCAAGGGGAAGAGGAGGAGGAAGGGAGUGUGCGCAGGCGCCCUAGGGUCUUCCCAGCACACGUUGGGAAGGAGGGGUCUGCAAGCAUGCGCACAAAUGCCAGGUCAAGCUAAGGACUGCAGGAGGUUCCAGGUGGGCUGCAGGCUUCGGGCAGGCUAUGGUCAGGGGUCCUGAGGGCCUUGGUGACGUUGCAGGGAGUUGGACUUUUUGAAGCGUGGCUCAAGUAAAACCCAUGUUUAAUUCCUGCCUUUCGCUUCCUCAGCAGCCAUACUGGGCCAUUGCAGGGUCCUCGAGCCAGGGAGGGAUUCCUUUGAUGAUCGGAGGGGGCAGCAGGGAGGGCACAGUGUGGUCGUCCAUGGCCACUUGCGCACGAGCCAGUGCUGCUGGUGGUGGUAGAGAACAACUUUUAUCAAAGUGGUAGAGAACAACAGCAGCAACAAACGUAUUGCUCUUUGUGGAGCAGGGCUGCCCCAUAGGCAGUGUGCCCAGAGUAGCAGCUCGGAAGCAGUUCUGCAAUCAUAUUUAUACCCACUUUCAAUGAUAUGCAAAUUAAGGGGUGGAUUAUGCCAAAAUUUCUUUAAAAAAAAAAAGUGAUAACUUCCAGGUCAUGAGAUUGUUGCCAUGGAAAGGAGCCAUAACUUCCAGGUGUUGCCUUAGCAAUGGUAACCUGACGUGGCACCGGUGAGUGUGUUUUAUGGAGAGACUCCAUAAAACCUCUUCCCUUUCAGCUCAUCUUCAGUGUGGUCUGGAGCCCAAUCCCCACCUCCGGAGUCGAGUCCUGCCUCCUCUCAGUAAUAAAAAGUAGUAGUAUAUGGUUAAUUGUCAAAUACAUUUGCAAAGUGUAAUCAAAGAUACAUUACCAAUCUGAAUCUCAAAAUGUGCUAUCAUCUUUGAAUUUGAAUAAUAUGUUAUUAAAGAAGUUACGGUUUUCCUUUACAUUCAA
Messenger RNA from Macaca mulatta (Rhesus monkey), 3653 nucleotides. RefSeq names its product GTPase, IMAP family member 1 (gene GIMAP1). The record is from RefSeq and is a predicted model, not a curated record. Gene Ontology annotation, molecular function: GTP binding. NCBI's taxonomy places the organism in Eukaryota, Metazoa, Chordata, Mammalia, Primates, Cercopithecidae. Gene Ontology annotation, cellular component: endoplasmic reticulum.